CCUAGCUACCACACUUGAUCCUCCACACUGCGAGCUGAGUCAAGCUAGCAAUGGCGAGGGCAUCGUCGUCGUCGGUGUUUUGCAUGGGUGUGGUCGCCGCGGUGGCGGUGCUGAUGGUCCUGUGCGCUGCAGUGCCGGCCGCCGCUCAGGGGAAGACGGGGCCUCCCGCUCCUAAGCUAUCGUCCAACUUCAAGACGAUCCAUCCGGGGCGGUUAGGGAAGAGGGCCCAGGUGCUCACCUGCGACGACGAGAAGGACAAGAAGAACCCCUGCGUCGCCACCUGCGACAAGGUCCGCUGCCCCAACGAGUGCAUCGUCAUGUGCCCAGGCUGCAAGACCUACUGCAUGUGCGACUUCUACCCCGGCGUGUCCUGCGGGGACCCGCGCUUCACCGGCGCCGACGGCAACAACUUCUACUUCCACGGCAAGAAGGACCAGAGCUUCUGCGUCGUCUCCGAUGCCGAUCUCCACAUCAACGCCCACUUCAUCGGCAAGCGUAACCCCACCAUGAGCAGAGACUUCACCUGGAUCCAGGCCCUCGGCAUCCGUUUCGCCGACCACCGCCUUUACAUGGCCGCCCAGAAGACCAUCGAGUGGGACAGUGACGUCGACCGCCUUGAGCUGGCCUUUGACGGCAUGCCCAUCGACAUCCCCACCGAGAUGGAUGCAGAGUGGCAGUCCACCAUCGUGCCCACCUUGACUGUCACGAGGACCUCCGCGGCCAACGGCGUCAGGGUCCAGCUCAAGGGGGUGUUUGACAUCUUGGCCAAUGUGGUGCCCAUCACCGAGAAGGACUCCCGCAUCCACAACUACGGCGUCACGGAGGAAGACAGCCUCGCACACUUCGACAUUGGGUUCAGGUUCCACGCCCUCACUGACGACGUCCAUGGCGUGCUCGGCCAGACAUACCGCACAGACUACGUCAACAAGCUCAGCGUGAGCGCCAACAUGCCGAUCAUGGGUGGCGCUGCCAGCUACGUCUCCUCCGACAUCUUCUCCACCGACUGCAAGGUUGCCAGGUUCGGCCGUGGCCACAACAAGAUCUCCAUGGUAACCACCGAGGCCAAUUAAACACUGCACAUGGACGGCUAGGUCUCACGACAUCUGAGACUUGGCCCAGGAAUAAGAAAAGCGGAUUUAUGAGAUAUUGAUGCCACGAAAGACACACAUGAUCAUGUCAUUCGGAUACGCACACAAACAUGAUUGUGCAAUUGUAACUGCAAAUGAUGAAAUGAAAUAAAUUUAUUACCGAAA
This is a messenger RNA of Triticum dicoccoides, 1253 nucleotides long. RefSeq lists its product as uncharacterized. Bases 51 to 1070 code for a protein of 339 amino acids. The record is from RefSeq and is a predicted model, not a curated record. The transcript is spliced from 2 exons. Lineage: Eukaryota; Viridiplantae; Streptophyta; Magnoliopsida; Poales; Poaceae.